GGACUUUCGCCUGUCGAUGUUUGACAGUUUAUUUUAAACGUAAAAAUGGAUAUGUUUGUCUUUUGAUGAACGUAAAUUUAUUUAAUUGAAAAUGCCUGCACGGUAUCAUUUCUGGACUGUCUCGAAUCAUCCCCAUUGUUCAAAAUUAAAAUAUUAUUUAGAAAAUAGGUGAAAAAUGGAUGAUGAAGAAGAAUAUGAUGACCGCGAAAAAUUAUUUCAUAGUACUGUUAGGGAGUAUAUCAUUUAUUUCCUACUAUUUCUACUGCUGUUUAUUUUAAGUUACACAAUUAUUGAUUAUUUUCGAAGAAAAGACAUUGAAGAUUACUUUUCAACAGAUGAAGAUGAAGCUACUGUUUAUAAAGUUAGUUUACACUUGAGUGUUUUCGCCCUUUCUGUGGCAAUAUGUGCUGUAUUAUUGCACCCUUUUUCAAUAGUCAGCAAUGAAGUAUUACUGUCAUAUCCUCGAAGCUAUUAUGUAAAAUGGUUGAACCAUUCUCUGAUACAAGGUAUCUGGAAUUUGGUUUUCUUAUUUUCAAAUCUUUCUCUAUUUGGUUUGCUCCCGUUCUCAUAUUUGUUUACAGAAUCAGAAGGUUUAAGCGGCUGUAGAAAGUCAGUGAAAUCUCGAUUUUAUGAAACAUGUACUGUUUUGCUAUUACUCAUUUUGAUAUCAGUAGGCUUAAGCUUCGUUAUAUCAGCGCUGGUCAACUUGGAAGGCUAUAGACUUCAAAUUUUUUCUAGUUUAGGAAUAUCAUACCUUCCACUUCUUUAUUCCUGUAUGUCAUUUAUUGGAGUAGUGUUAUUGAUAUUAUGCACACCUUUAGGGUUCAUUAAAAUGUUUGGUGUUUUGAGCCGUUUUCUUGUGAAACCGCAAUUUCUCCAAAAUAUUAAUGAUGAGUAUUUUGCUACAGUAAUGGAAGAAGAGCUUUUAGAACGCAGAUUGAAGCAAGUAAUGGCAACUGGUAAAAGUUAUAUAAAGCCAGAACCGAUGUGCAUUCCUAAACAUGAUAAUGGUGAAGCAAUUGAUAUAAUGGCACUUCAGAACGGAGCUCUUCAAAUUGGUCUCAAAGAAAAACUUGACAAAGUUCAAAAGACAAAAGAAAUCCUUGAAAAACAGAGGGCGACUUCAAGUAUGCAUAGGAAUGUAGUUUAUCCUGUAGCGAUGCUUGCGUUACUUGCAUUGACAGCUAUUACAAUACUUCUUGUCCUGGUUAACUCCCUCCAGCUAUUGAUUGGUAUUAAAGCUCUUCCCAAAAGCACAGCGCAAUUCACAUUGGGAUUGACAUCUCUAUCAAAGUUAGGCUCAUUAGGAGCAAGUAUCGAAGUGGUAGUUAUAGUGUACUUAGCUGUAGCAUCUUUGGUCGGCCUGUAUACUUUCCCCUUCCUGGCCAAGAUCCGACCAAGGGCUCACAGGACUCCUCUCUCACUAUUAAUAGCUAACUGCGCACUUCUCCUAAUUCUCAGUUCAGCACUUCCGCUUUUGUGCAGAAUCUUAGGUAUCACAAAUGUUGAUUUACUUGGCCAUUUUGGUAACAUCGAAUGGUUGGGUAAUUUCAAAAUAGUAUUCACUUAUAAUAUUAUAUUUGCUGGAGUUACAUCACUUUGCCUCAUAAAUCUAUUGACUGCACCGGUGUGUAAAGAAUUUUACAACAGGGUUAGAAAUUUUAUUGCAGUUCUAAAAGAAAGUAAAGAAAAAUUUCAUCCUCCGAUUAUUCUUCCGAGUGCAAACAAGCCUCCAGUCAAGGAAGAUUAAAACAGAAUAUAACUGAAUAGUAUGCUGAAUAGAAUUAUGCGGAAUCAAAAUUGUAUGUGAAGAUUUAUUUAUUUGACAGUCUGCAUCUUCUUCGCUUAAUCUAAGCCAGACCCUCUUUUGGAUGAUAAAUAAAAAAUGCUCAUUUUUCGUUUAUAAAUUUUUUGUUUUUUUGAGUUAUGGGCAACAGAUUGUUGAAAUAUAAUUCUUUCUCAACAUUUUAGUCACUUCUUAAUAGAAAAUUAAAUUAGACAAAGGAAAUGGACUAUAAAACAUAUCUUUAAUAGACCUUUUUAUUUUUAUGUUUCAAAUUGUGCUGUGAUCUAUUUUGUUUAGGAGAUUCAGACUUAUUUAUAAUAGUAAUAGGAACUAGAAACUGACUACUAAUGAUAAUAUUAAUACAAUUUUAAGCAACCAUUGUUAAGCUUAACAUAAGGAAAUUCCUCCUUUACUGUUUUAUAUACUUGUUUUGUAGUCAAUGAUAUUUAUGUCCUUUUUUGUUAUUAAUAUUCAUCCUAUCUUCUAUUGAAAUGUAUAAGUUCACGAACUGUAUUAGGAGGCCUUUUAUAAACCCUAAAAUCUAGUCUUGUUUUAUAUUAUUUAAUCAUAUGUAUGUUUGUUACGUAUUAUUCUAUUAUGUAUUUUUUAAUUUUAUUAUAUUUUUUAACUCAUUCAGUGUCUUGUAUUUUAAGGUCUGGGAAUUAAAAAAAAAAAAUUAAAUUCUAUUAGACUAUUUUGAAUUUCUGAAAAUUUGGUAUCUUUUGAAAUGUCUCAACAAUGUUAAUAAAAAUUUUAAAAUUUGCCCUUCUCAAAAUAUUUAUUACAAACAUCACAUCGCAGCAAUCUAGUAGCUAUCAUCAAUUUAUUUAUUUUAUUUCAUCAUAUUGGAUACAAUCAAUAGAUCUAUAAAAUAGAAUGAAAAUUAUUGCAAUGUCUAAAUAAUUAUUAUUUAAAUGUACUUAUUACUUCUCCGUACCUGUAUAUCUCUGGUUGUUCUAAAACUGUUGGUCUCUUAGUUAAUUACCAAUUAUUUACAAAGUUUUGUUGUUAAUUUAGGAAAUUGAAUAUUGUAGUAUUUUUUUUCUUAUUUGCUUGACAUCAUUUUUAUUUUAUUUUAUCACCUUUGCAAAAUUUUAACUCUCUCUCUCUCUC
This is a messenger RNA of Nezara viridula (southern green stink bug), 2899 nucleotides long. Lineage: Eukaryota; Metazoa; Arthropoda; Insecta; Hemiptera; Pentatomidae. The record is from the annotation of a GenBank genome assembly.